Molecule: messenger RNA, 3909 nt
Organism: Patiria miniata (bat star)
Lineage: Eukaryota; Metazoa; Echinodermata; Asteroidea; Valvatida; Asterinidae
Product: IQ domain-containing protein E-like
Exons: 21
Coding region: 309-2519 (736 amino acids)
Molecular function (GO): protein binding
Source: RefSeq, a predicted model, not a curated record
UACACAGCUGCAAAUUCCAACAACCGACCUUGUUCGUUGUUCAGUAAACACUGCAUAGAAACGCAUUACUUUUCUCCCAGAAAUUGCAUGAAAUACUAUUUGAAAGAGUUUCUUUUCAGGGGAGAAGCAUUUAGUUCGGGUGAACUACAAAGUACAAUUCAGCAAGACGGAAUCAGUACAACAGGGUUUGGCUGUGAAUGCUUGUUAAUUUUACCUCAUAAAGUGCAUGCAGACUGCAACUUUUCAAUUCAAUGGAGGAGGUUGCCUAAACGGUAUUAGGCGUUUGGAAGACAAGCUACCAGCGGAAAAUGCCCACUAUUCAAGACAUAGAUCCUGAGGAAUCAUUUUAUUCGGAUGAUAGUUUUUCUGAUAACUCUGACGAGGAACUGCGAGUAGAAUCAAGAGGGUCACGUGCAACCCCACUGUCGGUGCGCCCCAAAAGCGCCCCCAAGAGGACGCCGAGGAAAGCAGGGUCAACAAAACCACCAUCGCCUUACCAACAGAGGCCUUCAUCAGCCAAACAAAGAGGCAAAAACGCAACAUUAUCUUCCAGUGGUCCUCAGAAAUCAUCCAGGGAAUUGUGGUUGCAGAGUCUUCGUCUUGGCACCGGAAAUUUAACAGGUAGCGGUCGGAGUAGCAACUACACUGGCAAAGCAGGGACAGCCAAUGCAGGCCUGAACAGCUGUAGUGAUUAUCUCAAGGAAACAGUGUUAGGGAUGACGUCCAGAAAGCAUCAACGGGGUAACACAGUAGAUGAACCCCUGAACAGGAACUCCAAGGGCGUACCGAGCUACAAGCCCAAGGAGGAUAUGUAUGAUGACAUCUUGGAACUCAAGAAGCAAAACAACAUCUUGAAGGCUGAGAGCGAGCGAAUCAAAGCGCGGAACCGGCGACUGGAAGAUGAGCACCUCAAGAAAGAGAGGACAAUUGAGCAACUUCUUGAUCCGACCAAGGGUGAUGUACGAAUGACAUUAACGAGCAAGCAACCAGACACUGCAGCCAAAAUGAACAGUUUGAAGCAGAAGGUUGUCAAACUAGAGAUGGUUCUAAAAGACAGGGAGACUGAACUGAGCAACUUGAAGAGCGACUUGAAAACAACAAAGAUUGACGAGAUGAGAGUUGGCAUGGAGGCGUUCUACCAAGAGGUUCAGAGGUUAAGAUAUCUUCAGUCGCAAGGAAUCCGAGAAAACGGCAGGUCGCCCUCGAGGCCAAACACAGCCGAGAAAGACCCCAACAGCACGGCCAAGCUGAAAGCCUUGAAUGCAACUAUCCUGAGACUGACGGAGAGCAACCAGCGGCUGCAGAGCGAGAACAAACUACUCAAGCAGGACCUGGAGAGGGCGCUAGACGAGGCCAUGUCGGACCUGGGCGACACGCCUCGGGCCAAGAAGCGAAGGGAUAGGAAGAGAGACUAUGAAGACAUGAAUAGGAAAGAGCUGCUGACUGCAGUAUUGGACCUAGAAGAUCAAGUCGCCAAACUGGAAGGCAAGACCACCUCUAACUCCUCGCGUCGCUCGGAAAUGCCGGAGAAGAUUGAGUUAAGCGGUACCUUGGCAGACCGGCUAGAUCAGCUGGACAAACGAGAAACGGAGCUCUUGGGAGACAAGGUGAAGCUGGAGAAAGAUUGCAACAGGCUGAAGGAUGACAAGGCUAAACUCAGACAAAGGGUGGAUGAGCUAGAAGACGAGAUUCAAGUCCUUAAGAAGGAACUCUCUGAGUCUGCAUCCAAAGACAAAGACCGACGACGUUCCUUGCAGCGACGUUCCAGUUCUGACUCCCUACACAGCUCUCGUUCCCAGAAACGCCAGCAUCAGAAGCAGAGAGAAGAAGAGGAAUGGAUCAGGGAGCGAGACCGAAGGGUGGAAGAGUUCCGUAAAAACCGCUCGGCACGCAACAUCCAGAAGAACUGGAAGGCCCAUCAAAAGAGGGCUGUGGAUGAAGAUGAAAUGGAUGAUGCCGCCGUAAUGAUCCAAUCAGCUGUGCGAGGCCACAUGGGACGCAAGGAGCAGAUGAGGCAGCAGGAUACCAAGCGUCGCCGUAGCAACCGGAGCGUGUAUAGCGACGACGAGGAUGAGGAUAGCGAGAUGGAUGAUGCAGCGUUGACCAUCCAAUCAGCAGUGAGAGGUCACAUGUCACGCAAGGACUACAUGAAGAAAACGAGUGACGAUUCAGCGUCGGAGAGAGAAGAGCGUCGAUCAUCCAGGUCACGGUCAGGGUCACGACACAGCAGAUACAAUGGCAAUAUUUCUUCAAGGGCAGUGUCAGAGAUUGAGGAGGACAUCGUGGAUUCAGACGACGACAGCAUUGUGAUUGGAGGAAGCACAGCCAAUCUGAGGAUGUCGUCCAAUCAGAGCUCUCGAACUACAUCAGCUAGGAAAGAUCGUGAGAGUCCCAUAAUGAGAUUGGGAAGUCGUCAUAGUAGCCGUGCAGGCAGCCGAUCCAGCACACCACGGAUUGCACCGAGCGUUGCCAAUGACGACGAUCAUGAUAGUGAUGAUUUUGUAAUGGGAGGCAAAUAAAAUCUUGAAAGAUGAUUUUUAAGGUUUGCUUGUGGAUGGUGAUAUGGGAUUUAAAAUAAGAUCUUUGUGGGAUAUGUCUAGAAGCCAACUCUGUAAUACCAACUCUAUUUUACAUCACACAUUGUCACAAAGUAUUGUCUUUAGGGUCUUAAUGACCUUAUGAUUGGGAGAAUGUUUCAUUUUAAUGCAAGAGGUUCUUAAUGGGGCAGUUUGCAAUACAGUGUCUCCGAGCGUUUGUCUUGAAGAGGCAAUUUUUCAACUUAACUGUUGAUUUGUUUUCAUCUGCUAUUCGUCAGUUAAUCAUUCACCCAUUAUUGUUUAUGUUUAUUACCACAAACACAGAAAUUUAAUAUUCGCAGAUAAAAAAAUCCACCUUAAAUAAUCCCCGUCCCAAAAAGCUAAAUAUAUAUCUCAAUAAAAAAUUAAUCAUUUUUUAAUACAAUAAACACUUAACCCUCUAAGUAUUUUUUUUAUUAAUUGUACAAAGAUAUUUGUUUUUGGUAAGGGUAAAAAAUGGCAAAUUCUUUGUUUAUUUUUUCCAGAGUCUUUUGUUCAAAGAUUUGUAGCGUGUGCGUGUAAAUAAAUCCUUCAGGGGUUAAUUUGUUGACGUCUUAGAAUGUUUAUGCAGUGUGAUGGUCAAGUAAAACACUUUUGACAACUUGUGAAUAUUACAAGGUAUUUUUGUUUUUCGGGUAGUAUUUGUAUAUUUCUGCAAUAAACUGUGUGUUUUGGGUGAUGUAGCUAGGAUGAUAAAACUAAGUACAUGUAUGUGGGAUAGAUAGCAUCAAAAGUGUGAUUUGCAAAUGUGCCUUCAAUCCGAUUGUAAAUAAUUCUAAAAGUAUUCCAUCGAGGUGAUUUUGACUUGUCAUUAAUAUUGAUGAACUUAUUGAAAGGUAAAGCAAUGCUUUAUAUGUGGAUGUAUUUUCACUGCCAGCCAAUAGUUUUUUGUUCUAAGUAUUAUAUAUGAAGUGAAUAUUUCUUCAUGCCUUUGGUAUUCUCCACGCAGUCAAAGUAGAAAACAAAAUGAGCACCAGUUUUGACCAAAAUAUCUUUCAUUUGUUGAAGUGUACAUUGUAGUAAGAUUCAGUCAAUCUAGGCUGUUGGCAAAAUGUCUUGGAUAGUAGAAUAAAUCAAUCGUAGCUAUCAAUUGAAACUUGGUAAAAUCCAGCUAAAACACCGUAGGCUGAUUAUUCAAAACCAUUAUGAAUGUUGAGACAAUUCUGUCUUUCUCAAAAUGAAACAAAUGUCCACUUCAGAAUUCACAUGUAGAACUGUCUAAGCCAGCAGCAGUUUGUUAGCGCAAUUAACUUUUUCUUGUAGAAAAUAUGCAAGGCAUACGGGUGAACUAAUUUCUUUGUUUUGGAAUAAAAAUGAAUGUCUAAAAGUAAAA